GAGGAGGCGGCGGCGGGGAGCCGAGCGUGCGGCUGCCAGCGAGCUGCGCGCGGGGGAAGAGCGGAGGUCUCUCCCCGCAGAGCAGCCCCCCGCGCUGGGGCAGGGCCCCCCGGCUCCGCUGGUCCCGCGCCGCCCGGGCCCGGCACAUCCUCUGCUGGAGCCAGAUGUGCGGGCGGCCGCGGCGGGCAGCACCCGGCCCCAUGACGGCGCGGCUGGCGGCGGCAGGAGAGCCCAAGGGAAUGACCUUGAGGAGCAACCUGAAAAAUGCAGCAAAGUGCAAAAAUGAAUCAUUUGGUGAGGAAACGAAGGAGAAGUUCUGAUUAAAGGAGCAACGAGCCUCACUCUGGCAUGUUAUGACUCCUUCAGCAGGGAGGGCCAGGCAGGGCGGCUGUCAGCGGGGGCCGUAACGCUGCUGGGAGCAGGGACUGAAUGGUGCACGGGGUUUGCAUGGGGGAUCUUCUCCUGUGGACGUCGUUUCCACCCUGCUGACGCUCAAUGCCCUGUUCUCGAUGUGCCCCAUGAGCGUUCCCUGCCUGGAGGGAAGCUGGUCUUUCCAGUUGAAAAUGAGACGCUUCCAAACGAGCCUGCUUCUCCUCUGUGUGGCAGCUGCCACCGCCAUCCCCAUCGUGCCCUGGAAGGUCAAAUGCCCGCUGCAGUGCGUCUGCCAGAUCAGGCCGUGGUACACUCCCCGCUCUGUGUACCGGGAGGCUGCCACCGUCGACUGCAAUGACUUGUUCAUCUCCACGGUGCCUGAAAACUUGCCGGAGGGGACGCAGACCCUGCUCUUGCAAAGCAACAACAUUGCCAGGCUCGAGCAGAGCGAGCUGGAGUAUCUCAAAAACCUGUCAGAGCUGGACCUGUCGCAGAACAGUUUUUCUGACGUCUGGGACUUUGGCCUGAAGAACAUGCCCCAGCUGCUCAGCCUGCAUCUGGAGGAGAACCAGCUGGCCGAGCUGCCUGACAACAGCUUUCCCGGCCUGGGCAACCUGCAGGAGCUGUACCUGAACCACAAUCAGCUAUGCAGGAUCUCUCCCCGGGCCUUCUCUGGCCUUGGCAGCCUGCUCCGGCUCCACCUCAACUCCAAUCUGCUGAGAACGGUUGACAGCCGCUGGUUCCAGAUGCUCCCCAACCUUGAGAUCCUCAUGAUUGGAGGCAACAAGGUGGAUGCUAUCUUGGAUAUGAAUUUCAGGCCCUUGUCAAACCUGCGGAGCUUGGUCUUGGCUGGGAUGAACCUGAGGGAGAUCUCGGACUACGCGCUGGAAGGCCUGCGGAGCCUGGAGAGCCUUUCUUUCUAUGACAACAAGCUCGUGAAUGUCCCCAAGCGUGCACUGCAGCAAGUUCCUGGCCUCAAGUUCCUAGAUUUGAAUAAAAACCCCUUGCAGAGGGUUAAGCAAAGUGACUUCAUGAACAUGCUACACCUCAAAGAGUUGGGGCUUAACAACAUGGAGGAGUUGGUUUCCAUAGACAAAUUUGCCUUGAUCAACCUCCCUGAGCUGACCAAACUAGACAUGACCAACAACCCCAAGCUGUCCUUCAUCCACCCCAGCGCGUUCCACCACCUUCCUCAAAUGGAAACCCUCAUGCUCAACAACAACGCCUUAAGUGCCUUGCAUAAGCAGACGGUUGAGUCCCUGCCCAACCUGCAGGAGAUCAGCAUCCACAGCAACCCCAUCCGCUGUGACUGCGUCAUCCGCUGGGUCAACAGCACCGAGAACCACAUCCGCUUCAUUGAACCCCAGUCUACGCUGUGCGCUGAGCCCCCAGACCUGAAGAGGAGGCAUAUCCGAGACGUCCCCUUCCGGGAGAUGACGGACCGGUGCCUGCCUCUCAUCUCUGCCAAGAGCUUCCCCUCCCAUCUUGAGGUUGCAGACAGUGAGAAUAUCUCCUUGCACUGCCGAGCUCUGGCGGAGCCGGAGCCGGAGAUCUAUUGGGUCACCCCUUCGGGUGUUAAGCUGAUCCCCUAUACGGAAGAUGGGCGGUACAAAGUGCAUCCCGAAGGGACACUGGAGAUUUACAGGAUCUCCGCUCAGGAGGCUGGGCUGUACACCUGCGUGGCUCACAACCUCCUUGGUGCAGACACCAAGAGCAUCAGUGUUAUGGUCAAUAGCUCCUUCCCACUCAGUGAGGACAGCCUGGAGCUGGUGGUGAUGGAAGUCCAGGCCUACCACAUCCUGGUUGCCUGGAAGCCACAUCUCAACACCAUCUCCUCUAACCUCACCUGGUCCAGCUUCUUGCUUAGCUCCAACCUGGACAUGACCAAUGUGGCCCGGAUCCCUAUAGGGACCCACGUGUACAACAUCACCCGGCUCCACCAGGACACUGAGUACUGGGCCUGCCUCCACGUGGCCUUUGUAGACUUGCAGGCCAAGGUGGCUUGCGUGAGUGCCAGGACUAAAGAGGCCGGCUACCGCUACAGGUUCCUGGGGGCCAGGCAGAGCAUCCUGACAAUGCUGGUCCUCUGCAUCUUGCUGCUGUCCGCCAGCCUUGUAGGUCACUACGGCUUCGGCUCCUCCGGGGCAGAGCCCCGGAGUGCCACGGAGCUGCUCCCGCGCCGCACGCCGUGCAGCCUGGGCGCUUCCUCGGUGCGCGUGAUCUACCCGCCCUUCAUCCGGCCCUGGGGUCGGGGGCAGCGCGGGGAGAAGCUCCUCGCCGUGGAGGUGCAAGCGACCCCCCUGGACUCGUGAAAGCCAACGCCUUGCGAGGGCCGGCCGUGGGACUGUGCCGGGCGGGUGGGCGGGGAAAAACUGUUUUUUACCAAAAACAAAACAGACAAAAAAAAAAAAAAAAAAGGAGGGAUUUCAAGCAAACAAACAAAAGACUUGACUAUCAAAGCAGUGCGGCAGGUGGGAAGAGCAGAGCCAGCUUGGGGUUAGCAGAGCCCCGUCGCGGCCCUGCCCUCGCCCGGGUCUCCGGCAGCGUCCGGACCCGCACGCGGCUCAGAGGCGCCGGUGGGGCCGGCGUCAGCGGUGCUCGUGCCCGAGGGGCGCCGGGAGCGAUGCCCUGAGCCUCCAAACAGCCAUAUGGAUGAUCGGCAGAUCACCCCUUUCCCCGCAGCACCGAUGCAACACCCCGGCUGGGUCAGCUCCUUGCUGGACAGUCCCUGUUUUGGAAACACAAGAAAAAGGCCUUUCCCUUUGGGGUACACGUUCUGGGUUUUGGGGGGGUGGGUUUUUUUCAUUUUUGAGCAGUCACAGAUAAUCAGCCGCAAACCCACCCCCGGCUCCCUUCCCGCAGCUCUGCCGUUUGCUCGCCUGCGAUCGGCCAGAGGAAAGCGGAGGGGAAGGGGGCGACCAGGGCAAGAGGAAAAAAUGAUCCUGACGACACGUCUCUGAAUUGGCUCGCAGCAACUCUGCCGAGCCGGCUGACUUCUGCCAGGAAGAGUCAGCUGCAUCCCACAAGUGUAAUUUCAAGGCUAUUUUGUAAACUUUUGUGGAUAUUGUUACAAAAAAGAAAAAAAAAGGGAAGAAAAGAGAAGGAAAAACAGGGGACAAAAAGAGGGGGAGGAAAUUCUUGCUUUUCUGUUUUUGUAAAAAAAAAAAAAAAAAAAGAAGAAGAAGAAGAAGAAAAAUCCUUUGUGCGUUGGUGGUGUAGCUAGAGGGCUUCGCGUUCAGACGCAGGCGGGGAGGCUUUGAUGUGCGGGGGGCUGCGAGAACAAAGCUGCCCGGCCGCGCUGGGCCCUCCGCGGAUGAAGGGGAGGGUGGAGGAUGCAGCGGCUCUUUUCCUGCGCUGUCCUCGCUUCUCUUUCUCUGAUAAGCAAUUAAAAUUGCAAAUGAAACGUA
This is a messenger RNA of Dromaius novaehollandiae (emu), 3779 nucleotides long. RefSeq names its product leucine rich repeat neuronal 2 (gene LRRN2). The transcript has 2 exons. The coding region runs from base 510 to 2684 and encodes 724 amino acids. The record is from RefSeq and is a predicted model, not a curated record. Lineage: Eukaryota; Metazoa; Chordata; Aves; Casuariiformes; Dromaiidae. Gene Ontology annotation, molecular function: protein binding. Gene Ontology annotation, cellular component: extracellular matrix.